GAGUCUUAUUAAUUUCUCUGUGGGGCUGCAGCUGGAGACGGCGGAGCGUUGGAAAUGACGCUCGGAGCUUUAAUUACCGCAGCCGCCGGACAAGUGUGAGGAAAGCUGACAGGAAAAAAGGACGGGAUCGCGUGAAGCAAGAAGCUUCUCCCCGCCACCCCUCCCUUUCCUCCCAAUUUGGACUGGAGGUGCGAGGAAACUGAAAAGUGAGCCGAAUAGAGUCCGGCUGGGGGGAGAGGCCGGAAAGCUACCGCCUGUUUGCAAUCAACUUUUUUUGGAAACCCUUUUCCGAACCCUUCCUUUUUAUUGUUGACCAACCAGGGAGAGAGCGAGAAAGUGAGGAGGGAGCGAGAAAGCGGAGGCUCACACGGGGAAAUAGCUGUCCGGCCCGACCAGGAGCACCACGCGCACACACUCGAGCCCACUCCCACCCGCGCGCACCCUCACGCGCACCCUCUCCCCCCGCUUCUCCGGGCCUCGGCCCCGCGGGCAAGGACUGGGUCGCCCGCGCUCGGAGCCGGUGUCCCGCGCGCGCCAGUGCCCCACGCGCGCCCGGCUGAGGGAUCUCCUCCGUGUGCCCGAAAGGGGAUAUGCCAUUUGGACAUGUAAUUAUCAGCACGGGAUCUGAGACUUCCAAAAAAUGAAGCUGGCGACAGGACUGUGGGUCUGGGUGAGCCUUCUCGUGGCGGCGGGGACCGUCCAGCCCAGCGCUUCUCAGUCAGUGUGCGCAGGAACAGAGAAUAAGCUGAGCUCUCUCUCUGACCUGGAACAGCAGUACCGAGCCUUGCGCAAAUACUAUGAGAACUGUGAGGUAGUCAUGGGCAACCUGGAGAUAACCAGCAUCGAGCACAACCGGGACCUCUCUUUCCUGCGGUCUAUAAGAGAAGUCACAGGCUACGUGUUGGUGGCUCUUAAUCAGUUUCGCUAUCUGCCUCUGGAGAAUUUACGCAUUAUUCGUGGGACAAAACUUUAUGAAGAUCGAUAUGCCUUGGCAAUAUUUUUAAACUACAGAAAAGAUGGAAACUUUGGACUUCAAGAACUUGGAUUGAAGAACUUGACUGAAAUCCUAAACGGUGGAGUCUAUGUAGACCAGAACAAGUUUCUUUGUUAUACAGACACAAUUCAUUGGCAAGAUAUUGUUCGGAAUCCAUGGCCUUCCAACCUGACUCUGGUGUCAACAAAUGGUAGCUCAGGAUGUGGACGUUGCCAUAAGUCCUGCACUGGCCGAUGCUGGGGACCCACAGAAAAUCAUUGCCAGACUUUGACAAGGACUGUCUGUGCAGAACAGUGUGAUGGCAGGUGCUACGGACCCUACGUUAGUGACUGCUGUCACCGAGAAUGUGCUGGAGGCUGCUCGGGACCUAAGGAUACCGACUGCUUUGCCUGCAUGAACUUCAAUGAUAGUGGAGCAUGUGUUACUCAGUGUCCGCAAACUUUUGUCUACAAUCCAACAACCUUUCAACUGGAGCAUAACUUCAAUGCAAAAUACACCUAUGGAGCAUUUUGUGUCAAGAAGUGCCCACAUAACUUCGUGGUCGAUUCCAGUUCCUGUGUGCGUGCCUGCCCUAGUUCCAAGAUGGAAGUAGAAGAAAAUGGGAUUAAAAUGUGUAAACCUUGUACUGACAUUUGCCCAAAAGCUUGUGAUGGCAUUGGCACAGGAUCAUUGAUGUCAGCUCAGACCGUGGAUUCUAGUAACAUUGACAAAUUCAUAAACUGCACCAAAAUCAAUGGGAAUUUGAUCUUCCUAGUCACUGGUAUUCAUGGGGACCCUUACAAUGCAAUUGAAGCCAUAGACCCAGAGAAACUGAACGUGUUUCGGACAGUCCGAGAGAUAACAGGUUUCUUGAACAUACAAUCAUGGCCCCCAAACAUGACUGACUUCAGUGUUUUUUCUAACCUGGUGACCAUUGGUGGAAGAGUACUCUAUAGUGGCCUUUCCUUGCUUAUCCUCAAGCAACAGGGCAUCACUUCUCUGCAAUUCCAAUCCCUGAAGGAAAUCAGUGCAGGAAACAUCUAUAUCACUGACAACAGCAACCUGUGUUAUUAUCAUACCAUUAACUGGACAACGCUCUUCAGCACAAUCAACCAGAGAAUAGUGAUCCGGGACAACAGGAAAGCUGAAAACUGUACUGCUGAAGGAAUGGUGUGCAACCAUCUCUGUUCAAACGAUGGGUGUUGGGGACCUGGGCCAGACCAGUGCCUGUCGUGCCGUCGCUUCAGUAGGGGAAGGACCUGCAUAGAGUCUUGUAACCUCUAUGAUGGUGAAUUUCGGGAGUUUGAGAAUGGCUCCAUCUGUGUGGAGUGUGACCCCCAGUGUGAGAAGAUGGAAGAUGGCAUCCUCACAUGCCAUGGACCGGGACCUGACAACUGUACAAAGUGCUCCCAUUUUAAGGAUGGCCCGAACUGUGUGGAAAAAUGUCCAGAUGGCUUACAGGGGGCAAACAGUUUCAUUUUCAAGUAUGCUGAUCAGGAUCGGGAGUGCCACCCAUGCCAUCCAAACUGCACCCAAGGGUGCAUAGGCUCAAGUAUUGAAGACUGCAUCGGCCUGAUGGAUAGGACUCCUCUAAUUGCAGCCGGAGUCAUUGGCGGGCUCUUCAUCAUGGUCAUCGUGGGUCUAACAUUUGCAGUUUAUGUUAGAAGGAAGAGCAUCAAAAAGAAAAGAGCCUUAAGAAGAUUCCUGGAAACAGAGUUGGUAGAACCCUUAACACCCAGUGGUACGGCGCCUAAUCAAGCUCAACUACGUAUUUUGAAAGAAACUGAGCUCAAAAGAGUAAAAGUACUUGGUUCAGGUGCUUUUGGAACUGUUUAUAAAGGUAUUUGGGUCCCUGAAGGAGAAACAGUGAAGAUUCCUGUGGCUAUUAAGAUUCUUAAUGAAACAACUGGUCCCAAAGCCAAUGUGGAGUUUAUGGAUGAAGCUCUGAUCAUGGCAAGUAUGGACCAUCCACACUUAGUCCGGUUAUUGGGUGUGUGUCUAAGCCCAACCAUUCAGCUGGUUACACAGCUUAUGCCCCAUGGCUGCCUGUUGGAUUAUGUCCAUGAACACAAGGAUAACAUUGGAUCCCAGCUAUUGCUUAAUUGGUGUGUCCAGAUAGCUAAGGGAAUGAUGUACCUGGAAGAAAGACGGCUUGUUCAUCGGGAUUUGGCAGCCCGUAAUGUCUUAGUGAAAUCUCCAAACCAUGUAAAAAUCACGGAUUUUGGACUAGCCAGGCUCUUGGAAGGUGAUGAAAAAGAGUAUAAUGCUGAUGGAGGAAAGAUGCCAAUUAAAUGGAUGGCUUUGGAGUGUAUACACUAUAGGAAAUUCACCCAUCAGAGUGACGUUUGGAGCUAUGGAGUCACUAUAUGGGAACUGAUGACCUUUGGAGGAAAACCCUAUGAUGGAAUUCCAACCAGAGAAAUCCCCGAUUUGUUAGAGAAAGGAGAACGUUUGCCCCAGCCUCCCAUCUGCACUAUUGAUGUUUAUAUGGUCAUGGUCAAAUGUUGGAUGAUUGAUGCUGACAGUAGACCUAAAUUUAAGGAACUGGCUGCUGAAUUUUCGAGGAUGGCUCGAGACCCUCAAAGAUACCUAGUUAUUCAGGGUGAUGAUCGUAUGAAGCUUCCCAGUCCAAACGACAGCAAGUUCUUUCAGAAUCUCUUGGAUGAAGAGGAUUUAGAAGAUAUGAUGGAUGCUGAGGAAUAUCUGGUCCCUCAGGCUUUCAACAUCCCACCUCCUAUCUAUACUUCCAGAGCAAGAAUCGACUCAAAUAGGAGUGAAAUUGGACACAGCCCUCCUCCUGCCUACACCCCCAUGUCAGGAAACCAGUUUGUGUACCGAGAUGGGGGUUUUGCUGCAGAACAAGGAGUGCCCAUGCCCUAUAGGGCCACCACCAGCACGAUCCCAGAAGCCCCCGUUGCUCAGGGGGCUACCGCCGAGAUUUUUGAUGACUCCUGCUGUAACGGCACCUUACGCAAGUCCGUGGCACCCCACGUCCAAGAGGACAGCAGCACGCAGAGGUACAGCGCUGACCCCACAGUGUUCGCCCCAGAACGGAGCCCACGAGGAGAGCUGGAUGAAGAAGGUUACAUGACCCCUAUGCGAGACAAACCCAAACAAGAAUACCUGAACCCUGUGGAGGAGAACCCUUUUGUCUCUCGGAGGAAAAAUGGAGACCUUCAAGCUUUGGAUAAUCCUGAAUAUCACAGUGCUUCCCACGGUCCACCCAAGGCAGAGGAUGAGUAUGUGAAUGAGCCACUGUACCUCAACACCUUUGCCAACACCUUGGGGAACUCUGAAUACCUGAAGAACAACGUACUGUCUGUGCCAGAGAAGGCCAAGAAAGCAUUCGACAACCCUGACUACUGGAACCACAGCCUGCCACCUCGGAGCACCCUUCAGCACCCAGACUACCUGCAGGAGUACAGCACAAAAUAUUUUUAUAAACAAAAUGGAAGGAUCCGGCCUAUUGUGGCAGAGAAUCCUGAAUACCUCUCUGAGUUCUCGCUGAAGCCAGGCACUGUGCUGCCUCCUCCACCCUACAGACACCGGAAUACUGUGGUGUAAGCUCAGCAGUGGUUUUCAGGUGGAGAGAGACGCCCGCUCCAAUUUCCCCGCUGCCUCUCUUUCUCUUGUGGUCUUCCCUCUACUCUCAAGGCCAGUAGUUCUGACACUUCCCAGUGGAAGAUAUCAAGAUGCAAUGAUAGUUAUGUGCUUAUCUAACUUGAACAUUAGAAGGAAGGACUGAAAGAGAAAGACAGGAGGAACCACACUGUUUCUUCAUUUCUCUGCAUGGGUUGGUCAGGAGACUGGAACAGCUAGAGAAGGACCAGCAAAUAUGAGACAAUACUGCCUGCUGUCAAACUAGUUCCCAACUUUUUUUUUUACAUUGUUUUCUUUGCCUGCCUUCCUUCCUUCCUUCCUUCCUUCCUACCUUCCUUCCUUCCUUCCUUCCUUCCUGUAUUUCAAUGCACAUGCUUGAAAGACCCAAGCUGCAGGAACCGAUGUGUACAUUUUCAGCAUCCCUGGAAAUCCUAAUGAUGUUUCCAGAAGAACAAAAUGAUAACCUUUUUUAUAAUGUAUGAUAGUAACUAAGAUUGAAAAUCCAAUCUCUUUCUCAGACAGUUUCAAUCUUGACAAGCAAGAAUGGCCAAAUCAGCUUUCAUAAGUUUUGAAUCUUCAUCAAAGUUAUAACUAGUAAUUAUGUUUGGAGAGCUCUUUUGUUUUUUUAAUUUUGUUUUGCUUUGAUCUGUCUCUUCAUAUUACUUUCUCCCCUCUUUUCAGCUUUAAUUUAUAAUUGCAAACAUUUUUCCAUCAAACCUUCUUAGGUGUUGCUAUAAAUUGAAAGAAUUGUAAAAAGAAAUAUUUUAAUAUGGUGAAAUGGCCACUAUUUUAAACAUGCAGUCUUUAGAAUUAGAAGGGGAAGCCAAGAUAUUAGUCAAAUGUAACAUCAAAUCUUACUUUUGUGUUUUACACUAUUGAAUAUGUAUCCCCCCCCCCAAUCCUUUACAUUCUUCAACAUUUUCUUCCCCUCUAUGAAUGACAGUACUUGAUAGGCAGUUGGUAAUGUUAAGAGUAGAAGGGAAACUAAGAGACAGUUCUGUGUGGUUCAUGAAAACUACUGACACUUUCAGGGGUGGUCCAAUGGGGAAUCCAUUGAACUGGAAGAAACACACUGGAUUGGGUAUGUCUACUUGGCAGAUACUCAGAAAUGUAGUUUGCACCUAAGCUAUAAUUUUAUUUGUUCUCUCUCUGAACUCCAUUUUGGAUUUUGAAUGAAGCAAUAUGGAAGCAACCAGCAAAAUAAUUCAUUUAAGUACUUUUUUUUUAAAAAAAAAAAGAGCUAAGAUAAAGAAAGACUGUGGAAAUGCCAAACCAAGCAAAUUAGGACUUUGGAACACUUUGGGAUUAUGGUGAGAGGGUCAGCACAUGAUCAACAUGUGAUAUCACAUUUCCUAAACAAGGAAAUUUGUCCAGUUUGUAUACUCCACUUGAAGGAAUGCAAGUAAGGAUUGGCUUGAAUUCCAUGGAAUUUCUAGUAUAAGACUCUAUAUUAAGUGGAAGGUAACUCUUUGCACAUAAAUUGGUAUAAUAAAAAGAAAUACAAACAUUCACUGCUGAUAGAUAGGUCCUUGGGUCAAAAGUUGUAAAUAAAUGUGAAAAAACUUCUCAUGUAAUUAUUUUAAUAUCCAACAUACUACUCUUUUGAUACUUUAUAUAAUAACUCUUUUUCUUCAAACACAGCAUCCUAGUUCUAGAGCCACCUUUCUUGUGUAUCACUUUAAAGAAUACCUACUGAGUUAAGAUGAGCAAUGGGAACAAAUAGUAGGAAUGAGUUUUCAGGAAAAGGGGGCCUCAGGUCAGUAAUUAGAAAAAUUGGAUAAAAAUCUCUCUCUUUUAGGAAAAUCUGGCCAAUUCAUUUGGAAUUUUUAAAAAAUAUUUCUUUCCAAUGUUAAAGUAUUGGGAUCAAAUUUGAAUGUAUAACCUAAUUGAAAGCAAUUAGACUAAAAAUCUCUAUUGGCAAAGAGGAGAGUUUAGAGAAAAAGGAUGAAAAGAAAUCUAGGUUUCUGCCUAUUUUGAAAAGUAGAUCUAUCUAGCCAUUCAGCUCCCUUAUUUUUUCAACUCAUAUUUAUUUAUAGUCUACUAAAAGCACUGUGUUAUGUGGGGAACACCAAGAUAAAUGCAAUACUAUCCCUAACUUUAAAAUUUUACGAUCCAGAUUUAUUUGGCAUGACAUUUAAUUUUUUUAUAUAAUUCAAGGAAUACAAUUGCAUGGACUAUUUUAUGAAUAGUCAUAUAAAAUCAACUCUUUGUUAAAAGAUCUCCUGUGAACUCAUGUGGGACAUGAGUGAAACACCCUACAAGCUCCUGAAGUUAGCAAAUAGGAUAGUUUCAGUGUUAUCAUUCAAACACAAACUGUUCUAGAAGGAUAUUGUAUCACUGGCUAAUUGUCCUAUAUGGAUUCUAACUUAACCAUUAAAUCAACAAUAGAUGUUGGUCUUUGGCCAGGAACAUUGGAGAAAUUGGGAUUGGUUUCUUCCUGAGUUAUGAAAAGUGAGGGAAGCUUAAAGGCUGAGGUAGAGCAAGCGUGGGGUUUGUGAGAGCUCUUCCAGUGAAAUUCAAACAUGAACUUCCCAGGAUUGAAGACACAGAAUGAUUCAGGGGCCACAGCCUAAUAGCUUAGAGCUCUUUCACCCAGUCAGAGGAGUAUCCAGGAAAAGGGGUCCUCACAUCAGUGUUUAUGAAAGUUUAGAUAUGAACCUCUCUUUCUAAAUAAAUCUGUACCAACUCAUCACUGACAGCAUCCUUGUUGGAUACUAGAACUUGAUUUUUUCUCCUGAUUUACAAUAUUCAUAUGGUUUCUAUGGGGAUAUGAAAAGCAGAAUCACAUAUUGAAGAAGGAAAGAAAAAUAAUUAUUUUACUGUUAAGGUAAUAGAAAUGUAUUCAGUGAAGGUAGUGUCUCUGUCAUCCUAGGAACAUAAGACCCUUACACAUAAGGUACUAAUAACUGGAGAUAGAUGCAAGUAUAAUCCAAAAUGACCCAAAAUGCUUCACAAGAACUUUAUUGUUCCUUUUGAAUGAUUUCUGUAGCACAUACUUGAUUUCAGUUGUUUUAGGGUUUCUCUUUUGAUUUAUUUUUGUCCCCCUAGGAAAACAUAUUUCAGAGUGUAUGAGAGGGAGAAAAAAAAAGUUUCAUUUGUUCCAAAGAAUAACUUAUUCAACUCAGUAGAGUGAAAUUUUGAAAUGCCAAUUAACCUGUGAAGUGCAUCAGAAUAUCAGAUUAUUGUAGGCUAGUUAUAUCAGUGCAAAUAUGCAGAACCAAUUAAGUAAAUUUAAAGAAAAUUAGUAGUCAAAUUACACAGACUGUAUUUUUUAAAUCACCAAAUCUUGUAGCUCAUACCUAUCUUGGGGAAUCUUAUUUCCAGGUAAGAAAAACUGUAUAAUUAAAUGGUUGUUUAGGGCAGUGGUUCUUAGGCAGGUGAGAAAAGAAGUUUUCUAAACCGAGGUAGACCCAGAACCUCAAAGCAUCCUGAACCACAAAGAGAUGCUUGAACUACUGAGUAGAAAUUGAUUUUCCAAAUAUUAGUGGCACAGGUUAGGAUGAAAGUUUUUCUCGGGCAAUAUUCUUGAAAUGGAAUGAAAAACAAUGCAAAACUCAAAUCAGAUUAAAAUGUAUAAACUAAAAAUUUGAGAUUGUUUUCUUAGUAGAUCAGGAAGAAUGACAAUAUUUGUAGCUGGAGAGGAGAAACAGUGUUCUUCUAAGUGUAUAUAAUGUAUGUGUUAAUACCUUGUAAAAUCAAGACUUGGCAUGAAGAUCAUGUAUAUUUCCAAUGCCUAGGACAAACCAGUAGGACUGUGAGAUGCUGCCCCUACAUGAAGUUGAAAGGGUUAUCAACAUGCUUUUUGAAGUGUCAAAAAUUAAAAAAAAAAAAAAAAAAAGGAAAUU
Globicephala melas (long-finned pilot whale) is the source of this 8418-nucleotide messenger RNA. It is a transcript of the gene ERBB4, whose product is annotated as erb-b2 receptor tyrosine kinase 4. Lineage: Eukaryota; Metazoa; Chordata; Mammalia; Artiodactyla; Delphinidae. Gene Ontology annotation, biological process: positive regulation of cell population proliferation; protein phosphorylation; negative regulation of apoptotic process. Gene Ontology annotation, molecular function: epidermal growth factor receptor binding; transmembrane receptor protein tyrosine kinase activity; ATP binding. Gene Ontology annotation, cellular component: plasma membrane; basal plasma membrane; signaling receptor complex. The record is from RefSeq and is a predicted model, not a curated record.